Molecule: messenger RNA, 2028 nt
Organism: Emericellopsis cladophorae
Lineage: Eukaryota; Fungi; Ascomycota; Sordariomycetes; Hypocreales; Bionectriaceae
Exons: 2
Coding region: 1-2028 (675 amino acids)
Source: RefSeq, a predicted model, not a curated record
AUGGAUGACGAGUCGAGCCAGCCAGGCUCACCAGUCGGCAGGCCCCUCCAGGCUAUCAACGCCAACGCGCAACAACGCGAUUCCCUCAGCACCGUCCACGACAAGAUCAGCCAGUUCAACAGUAUGAGCAUUGCGAUGCAGUCCAAACAGCUCGAGCGCAAGACAGCCGACGCAGCCCUGAAACGCGCCAUGAUCGGGCGCGAGGAGGCCGAGGUGGAGUUGCGCAAGUGCAAGGAGGAGCUGAAAGCAUUGCGCAAGGCUGUCGACGAGGGCAAAGAGCGCGAGCGUAGGGUCGGUGAGAGACUGGAGACUGUCAUGGAGAACUAUGGCCGAGCGAAGGAGACACACGCACACACACAAGCUCUCUGGGAGAAGGAGAUCCGACGCGCAAGGAAAGAGACGUUCAAGACCCAAUCUACGCACGUCAAGUUACAGGAGGAGCUCAAGACAGCUCGCAGCGCGACCAAGACCCUCGAAGAGACCGUCGAGCGCGAGAAGAAGCGAAGCCACAUGCGGGAGCAAGAUGCUUUCGAAGCGCGCUACCAAAUGGUGGGCGUCCAGGAGAAGCUCGAGCAAGCCCUCGCGCUGAUCAAAGUCGUUGAGCAAGAGCGUGACGCCUACAAGACUGCAGCUAAGAAUGAGGAAGUCGCGCGCAUCGCAGCCGAAGGCCGCAUCCCCCUACCUGUGUCGCACGAUCCGCUAGACGAAUUCGCAUCACCAGCAAAGAAGACACAAAUGAAGAAGAGGAAGCUCAGCGUCGAGCCACGGUACUCACUGUCAACAUGGGAGGUCGAAGCCACAUCGGCUGCCGAGUUGGAAAUCGAGGACCUGACGAGUCAGAUCCAAUGGGAGAGGCAGCGCGCGGACCGAGCGCAGGAGAUGAUUGAUUUCCUGCGAGCGGAGUGCGAGAUGAAGUUCUGUGCCUGCGGCAGAGCACGAGCGCAGAUCAGCCGGGACUCGUCUGCAUAUCAACUUUUGAAGGCCUCUGAACGCCACAGCGAGCCAGCAGAGGAGGCUAUGUCUGAGGACACGGAGGAGCAGCUCUCCGACCACCCAGACGAAGCCCCGAGUGAGCACAUGCUAGAAGCAGAAGACGAUGCGACGGAGCGACCUCUACAAAUUAUGCAACAAGAAUUCUCGAGCGACAACAUCCCGAUGCCACCGCUUACACCCAGCCCAUCACGACCCGCCGCACUUCAGCCUUCUCCCGAGCUAGCCCCCGUAACGUCCAAGAAGGGCCCACGCCUGAGCACAGUCUUCUGCCCUAGCGAAGGGGUGUUUCGAACUGUCUCGGAGCAGGACGCCAGUCUGCUUGAAGCACAGGAAGAGGCGCAAGUCAUCGUCCAAGAUGCGGAUCCUCAAAAGGCAGAUCCAUCGCCCUACGAGCAUGAGGAGGAAGAGACGGAGGAGUUGCCCACGCCUGUCGAGCCCGAAACCGAAUUGGACUAUACGUCGUCAGCCCGCCUGUACGCACGCACCCCAUCCGUUGAGCCCCCGUCGUUCGCCAUGCUGGGUCAGCAGCGCACCUCGUUGCUCUCAUUGCUUAACGCUCCACAUGGGGGCGCCCGGGGCCAAACAAUGCCACAUGUCCCAAUGGUGGAAGAUCCCGCUGAGGCGGCAGAAUGCCAGGACGAGGAGCAGCCAGAUGAGGGAGUGCGCGAACCAGACUUCGAGCCGCCGCCUCGUGCGUCGCUUGAAACACGGCCGCAUACUUCAACAGCCCUUUAUGGGACUGUCACAACGACUGUCCCUCUCCGAAAUGAGGACGAACAGCGCGAGUCGUCCGUGUCCUUCAACGAGAAACUGCGCACGCCCUCCAGCGGCAGCACAGCCAGUUUCGACACAACAAACCCGGCGCUCACGCCCACGAUGUCCCGCGAGCAAGCGCUCGCCAAGAUCCGCGAGAGGCGAGGUCGUGCCCGCAGUGCUCAGAACGGAUCAGCCCCGGCUAGCAGGAAUGCCAGCCAGGGGAAGGAUAAGAGGGAUUUGAGCGCACCUACAAACAAGGUUGCUAGCAAAUCGAGAUGA